GGCUGAAAAAACUUGAAUCUCAGAAUGAUUUGUUUCAGAACUUUUAGUAAUAAAAUAUUUUUAGCAAAAUGACUGUAAAAUAUCAUCAACAAGUUCAAAUAUGACGGCUGAUGUGAUGUAAAGAAAUCGUAGCAGUGAUAAAAUAAUGUAACAUCCAAUCCCACUGGGGCUCUGGAGGAUGAGCUUCACAAAAUGGAAUUUUAUUAUGACCGUCUUUGGGAUUUUCUCUUUCCUGUUUGACAUUGGAGUAGAUCUAUGGAUUUCGAUCAAAUACUUUCAACAAGACUUUUAUCUUUUUGGACUUUUAACCAUAUUUUUUGCUCUUGUGUCGACACUAAUAGUUCAAGUUUUUAGUUACUCCUGGUUUAAAGAUGAUGAAGACAGUUCUGUUAGUAUGAAAUACAUUCUUACAAUUCAUCUCUUCUUGGCUGGAACCUUGCUCAGAUACUGGUAUGCAGUAAAACAUGGAUAUCAAGCAACAUAUAAACCCGGAAGACAGAAUCGUGAGGAUAUUAAGAGGCAAGCAGUGUAUGAUAUGACAGACCUGAGCAUGCUGAGGUGCUUUAAAACUUAUUUGGAAAGUACCCCCCAGAUUAUUCUUCAACUUUACAUACUCAUAGAGCUUGGUCAGAUUACUAUAUUCCAAUAUAUCUCCAUACUGGUAUCUGUUUUCAGUAUUUCAUGGUCUACCGUGGAUUACCAGAUGUCAUUACGAAAAUCCCUACCAGGAAAGAAAGGAAUAAGUUUGGGAUUUCCGCUGCUCUCCUACACAUUCUAUAAGUUUUUCACCUUGACCUCGUGGAUUGUCAGCAUAGUCUUUCUACUAACGUGCAGUACCUAUAUCUUUGCUGGCCUAGUGACUUUAUUAGGCGUGGCUGGCUUUUGCUGGGUUUGGAUGCAAGACACAGAUUUCUGCCGCACGAAAAGAAUGGAAGUACUGUAUAGGGCUGUAGUAGGAAUCAUUCUCAUUUUUACCUUUUUUAACGUCAAAGGACCUAAAACAAGAGUCCCCGUAUCUGUUUAUUAUGCUGCGCGGGUCUUAAGCACGUUGGGGAUCCUCACCUUGUGUUUCUACCUCAGACCUGCAUUUGCACGCACUCUCUUAUUUGCAGUGCUCAGUAUUGCUACAGUAGUGACUUUGGGAGUUGGUAUUUUAUCACUGAUUCUGUAUUAUGCUUGUUUUCAUCCCACCCUCCACAAUAUAUGUGAGUCUAAGGGUGAUACAACGGACAGUGGUGUCUAUAAAGACCAGACCUCUGGUGAUGAGAGUAGAAUAAAGAAAUUCAUAAUGCCGUAGAAAAGCCAUUGUCGUCAUCUUCGUUUUUGCAUUCUAAAGUUAUCUUAAAAAAUAAAUAAGUAAA
Hyla sarda is the source of this 1361-nucleotide messenger RNA. RefSeq names its product XK related 9 (gene XKR9). Gene Ontology annotation, cellular component: plasma membrane. Bases 179 to 1297 code for a protein of 372 amino acids. Gene Ontology annotation, biological process: engulfment of apoptotic cell; phosphatidylserine exposure on apoptotic cell surface; apoptotic process involved in development. The transcript has 3 exons. NCBI's taxonomy places the organism in Eukaryota, Metazoa, Chordata, Amphibia, Anura, Hylidae. The record is from RefSeq and is a predicted model, not a curated record.